Messenger RNA from Perkinsus marinus ATCC 50983, 150 nucleotides. RefSeq lists its product as hypothetical. The record is from RefSeq and is a predicted model, not a curated record. The transcript has a single exon. Lineage: Eukaryota; Perkinsozoa; Perkinsida; Perkinsidae. The annotation marks the transcript as partial.
AUUGGUAUCGAGCUCACUGAUGCGCGUAACGCUGUCUACUCUAGAGCAACGUCAUCGUUUGAGCAGCCAGCGGCGAUCAGAUGGUCGGAACUGAAUUUCCCUCCAUGUCUUAAUCUGGUGCAUUUUGAUCUUACGGAAUUACCGAGGAAU